GAUGGACGUGUAUUGAGUCCUGUUCUGGCUCUCAGUGCUUAUUACCUUGCUGAGUCUUUGCAAUGCUCCCACGUGGUGAGUGUCAUCUUGCAGAUGACAAGUUUGACAUAGAGAAAGCAACUUACCAAAGGCACACAGCAGCGGGCAGAGGCCCUGGUCGUGGCCCCAUCCAUCAGGCUAUCCCGCCGUUUUACUGGUUGGAUACUUUGUGGGACGUUCUGCUGUGGUUCCUUGGAGAUGGGAGAGCUGAGACGAGAGUAGGGGUGGGGGUGGGGGUGUGGGUGACAGUAUUUCUCUUCUUCAGAGCUGUUUCCUAUUCAGAUGGAAGGUGUCAAGCUCACAGUCAACAAAGGGCUGAGUAACCAUUUCCAGGUGAACCACACAGUAGCCCUCAGCACAAUCGGGGAGUCCAACUACCAUUUCGGGGUCACGUACGUGGGGACAAAGCAGCUGAGUUUCACGGAGGCAUUCCCCGUGUUGGUGGGUGACAUGGACAAUAGUGGCAGCCUCAAUGCUCAGGUCAUUCACCAGCUGGGCCCCGGCCUCAGAUCCAAGAUGGCCAUCCAGACCCAGCAGUCUAGGUUCGUGAACUGGCAGGUGGGCAGGGAGUACCGGGGUUCUGACUUCACAGCAGCGGUCACCCUGGGGAACCCAGACGUCCUGGUGGGUUCAGGAAUCCUCGUGGCCCACUACCUCCAGAGUAUCACGCCGUGUCUGGCACUGGGCGGAGAGCUGGUCUACCACCGGCGGCCUGGGGAGGAGGGUACUGUCAUGUCUCUAGCUGGGAAAUACACAUUGAACAACUGGUUGGCGACAGUAACGUUGGGCCAGGCGGGCAUGCACGCGACAUACUACCACAAAGCCAGCGACCAGCUGCAGGUAGGCGUGGAGUUUGAGGCCAGCACAAGGAUGCAAGACACGAGCGUCUCCUUCGGGUACCAGCUGGACUUGCCCAAGGCCAACCUCCUCUUCAAAGGUACAGGCCUCAGUUUCCCCGCAUGGAAAACAAGACGAGAGGUGACUCAGCUCUGAGUGGGUGUAGGCCAAGGAGAUGGUGAAGGGCAUCAGGCCGGGACUCUUGGGGGCCUCCAAAUCACCCAGGAGUGCUUGCUAAGAAGGUGGGGCCUGGGCCUAAGCUUCGUCCCUGCUACAUUCCUCCCCACCCCGGCCAGCAGCCCCCUCCCAUCUCUGCACUCGACCCUCUUUUUUCUUUUCCCGUAAGUCGACGGCAACUUGGAGCACACCCAGCCACCCCACUCAGGUCACAGUGGAAACGAGGCU
This is a messenger RNA of Myotis brandtii (Brandt's bat), 1281 nucleotides long. Its product is annotated as mitochondrial import receptor subunit TOM40 homolog. Gene Ontology annotation, molecular function: transmembrane protein transporter activity. The transcript is spliced from 3 exons. The record is from RefSeq and is a predicted model, not a curated record. Lineage: Eukaryota; Metazoa; Chordata; Mammalia; Chiroptera; Vespertilionidae. Gene Ontology annotation, cellular component: mitochondrial outer membrane; mitochondrial outer membrane translocase complex. Gene Ontology annotation, biological process: protein import into mitochondrial matrix. Bases 322 to 1032 code for a protein of 236 amino acids.